Messenger RNA from Acanthosepion pharaonis, 6819 nucleotides. Lineage: Eukaryota; Metazoa; Mollusca; Cephalopoda; Sepiida; Sepiidae. The record is from the annotation of a GenBank genome assembly.
AUGUUUUCUAUUUUUCUUUCUUUUUCUUUCUUUCUUUCUUAUAGUUUAACGUUCUCCGUUUUUUUUUUCAUUACUGUUUUCUUCCAUCUUUUCUUUCUUUCUUUCUUACUUUUUCUUUCUUUCUUUCUUUCGUCUUUCUUUCUUUUUCUGUCUUUCUUUCUUUUUGAUUUUCUUUCUUUUUUCUUUCUUUUUCUGUCUUUCUUUCUUAUAGAUUUCAUACUGUUUGUCGCUUCCAUCUUUCUUUCUUUCUUUUUUCUUUCUUUCUUUUUUCUUUCUUUCUUUUCGUCUUUCUUUCUUUUUUUUCUUUCUUUCUUUCUUUCUUUCUUUCUUUCUUUCUUUCUUAAUGAAUUUUUUUCAUAUUGUUUGACACUUCCAUUUUUCUUUCCUUUUAUUUCUUUCUUUCUUUCUUUCUUUCUUUCAAGCUCUCCGUUAUACUAUCUUCAGCCUGCGGCGCACCCUCGAAUAACGCUGGGUAUACCAGCAACUAACAGUCCUCUGCUUCGUCGACUUUGCGUCUGCUUUCGACUUGAUAGAGGCUCACUCUGGCGUAUCAUAGAGGCCGAUGGCAUGCCCGCUAAACUCCUUCGUCUCAUCAAGGGCUACUACCGGUCUACGCGAGUCCGUGUUCGUGCUUAUAGUGGGGAGUCGGAGACGUUUGAGGUGAAGACUGGUGUGCGGCAAGGGUGUGCCCUAUCCCCUACCCUCUUUAACUAUACAAUCGACUACAUCCUCGGCAAGGCCCUUCGGAACUACGUUGCGGUUGUUCAUCUCUCUACAUCUGUUCAUAAUAUUUAUUUCUAUAUACUUCGUCUAAUUCCUAUCUAUCUAUCUAUCUAUCUAUCUAUCUAUCUAUCCCAAUUUCUCACUGUUCAUUAUCUAUCUAUCUAUCUAUUUAUCUAUCUAUCUAUUUAUGUCUGUCCAUAUCUGUAUAUCAAUCUAGAUUUCUCACUGUUCAUAUCUAUCUAUCUAUCUAUCUAUCUAUCUAUCUAUCUAUCUAUCUAUCUAUCUAUCUAUUUAUGCCUGUUCAUAUCUAUAUAUCAAUCUAUAUUUCUCACUCUGUUCAUAUCUAUCUAUCUAUCUAUCUAUCUAUCUAUCUAUCUAUCUAUGCCUAACCCGUAUAUCCCCCCUCCCACUCAUCCCACCUGCGCCUCCCACGCCACCCCUGCGCUUCGCUUUUUGCUGCGUCUGUGCGAUACACCUUGGCCGCUUAUCAGCGUCGCAACACACAGAAGAUCGGAUCGGUCACGUGUCAACUCAUCGGCUACGCAAUCGUCCAGGCUUUAUUUCUAUCUAUCUAUCUACUUAUCUAUUCCUGUUCAUAUCUAUAUAUCAAUCUAUAUUUCUCUAUUCACAUCUAUCUAUCUAUUCCUGUUCAUAUCUAUAUAUCAAUCUAUAUUUCUCUAUUCACAUCUAUCUAUCUAUUCCUUUCAUAUCUAUCUAUCUAUCUAUCUAUCUAUCUAUUCCUGUUCAUAUCUAUAUGUCAAUCUAUAUAUCUCUUUUCAUAUCUAUCUAUCUAUCUAUCUAUCUAUCUAUCUAUCUAUCUAUCUAUCUAUCUAUCUGUUUAUCUAUGUUCAAAUCUAUAUAUCUGUUCAUAUUUAUCUAUCUAUCUAUCUAUCUAUCUAUCUAUCUAUCUAUCUAUCUAUUCCUGUUCAUAUCUAUAUAUCAAUCUAUAUUUCUCUGUUCACAUCUAUCUAUCUAUUUAUCUAUCUAUUCCUGUUCAUAUGUAUAUAUCAACCUAUAUUUCUCUGUUCAUAUCUAUCUAUCUAUCUAUCUAUCUAUCUAUCUAUCUAUCUAUCUAUUCCUGUUCAUAUCUAUAUAGCAAUCUAUCUAUCUAUCUAUUCCUGUUCAUAUCUAUAUAUCAAUCUAUAUUUCUGUGUUCAUAUCUAUCUAUUUAUGCAUGUUCAUAUCUAUAUAUCAAUCUAUAUUUCUCUGUUCAUAUCUAUCUAUCUAUGCCUGUUCACAUCUAUAUAUCAACAUAUAUUUCUCUGUUCAUAUCUAUCUAUCUAUCUAUCUAUCUAUCUAUCUAUCUAUCUAUCUAUCUAUCUAUCUAUCUCUAUCUAUCUUGUCCUGUUCAUAUCUAUCUAUCUAUCUAUCUAUCUAUCUAUAUUUCCUGUUCAUAUCUAUAUAUCAAUCUAUAUUUCUCUGUUCACUAGUAUCUAUCUAUCUAUCUAUCUAUCUAUCUAUGCCUGUUCAUAUCUAUAUAUCUAUCUAUAUUUCUCUGUUCAUAUCUAUCUAUCAUUCUAUCUAUGCCUGUUCAUAUCUAUAUAUCAAUCUAUAUUUCUCUGUUCAUAUCUAUCUAUCUAUCUAUGCCUGUUCAUAUCUAUAUAUCAACCUAUAUUUCUCUGUUCAUAUCUAUCUAUCUAUCUAUCUAUCUAUCUAUCUAUCUAUCUAUCUAUCUAUUCCUGUUCAUAUCUAUCUAUCUAUCUAACUAUCUAUCUAUGCCUGUUCCUAUCUAUAUAUCAAUCUAGAUUUAUCUGCCCAUAUCUAUCUAUCUAUCUAUGUUCAUAUUUAUAUAUCAAGCUAUAUUUCUCUGUUCAUAUCUAUCUAUCUAUCUAUCUACUCCUGUUCAUAUCUAUAUAUCAAUCUAUAUUUCUCUGUUCAUAUCUAUCUAUCUAUCUAUUCUAUCUAUCUAUCUAUCUAUGCCUGUUCAUAUCUAUAUAUCAAUUUAUAGUUCUCUGUUCAUAUCUAUCUAACUAUCUAUAUAUCUAUCUAUGCCUGUUCAUAUCUAUAUAUCAAUCUAUAUUUCUCUGUUCAUAUCUAUCUAUCUAUCUAUUCCUGUUCCUAUCUGUAUAUCAAGCUAUAUUUCUCUGUUCAUAUCUAUCUAUCUAUCUAUCUAUCUAUCUAUCUAUCUAUCUAUCUAUUCCUGUUCAUAUCUAUAUAUCAAUCUAUAUUUCUCUGUUCACAUCUAUCUAUCUAUUUAUCUAUCUAUUCCUGUUCAUAUGUAUAUAUCAAUCUAUAUUUCUCUGUUCAUAUCUAUCUAUCUAUCUAUCUAUUCCUGUUCAUAUCUAUAUAGCAAUCCAUCUAUCUAUCUAUUCCUGUUCAUAUCUAUAUAUCAAUCUAUAUUUCUGUGUUCAUAUCUAUCUAUUUAUGCAUGUUCAUAUCUAUAUAUCAAUCUAUAUUUCUCUGUUCAUAUCUAUCUAUCUAUCUAUCUAUCUAUCUAUCUAUCUAUCUAUCUAUCUAUCUAUCUAUUCCUGUUCAUAUCUAUCUAUCUAUAUUUCCUUAUCUAUCUAUCUAUCUAUCUAUCUAUCUAUCUAUCUAUCUAUCUAUAUCUAUCUAUCUAUCUAUCUAUGCCUGUUCAUAUCUAUAUAUCAAUCUAUAUUUCUCUGUUCAUAUCUAUCUAUCUAUCUAUCUAUCUAUCUAUCUAUCUAUCUAUCUAUCUAUUCCUGUUCAUAUCUAUAUAUCAAUCUAUAUUUUCUCUGUUUCAUCUAUCUAUUUAUCUAUCUAUCAUAUGUAUAUAUCUAUUUCCUGUUCAUAUCUAUAUCUAUCUAUUCUGUUCAUAUCUAUAUAGCAUCUAUCUAUAUCCUGUUCAUAUCUAUAUAUCAAUCUAUAUUUCUGUGUUCAUAUCUAUCUAUUUAUGCAUGUUCAUAUCUAUAUAUCAAUCUAUAUUUCUCUGUUCAUAUCUAUCUAUCUAUGCCUGUUCACAUCUAUAUAUCAACAUAUAUUUCUCUGUUCAUAUCUAUCUAUCUAUCUAUCUAUCUAUCUAUCUAUCUAUCUAUCUAUCUAUCUAUCUUGUCCUGUUCAUAUCUAUCUAUCUAUCUAUCUAUCUAUCUAUAUUUCCUGUUCAUAUCUAUAUAUCAAUCUAUAUUUCUUUGUUCACUAGUAUCUAUCUAUCUAUCUAUCUAUGCCUGUUCAUAUCUAUAUAUCAAUCUAUAUUUCUCUGUUCAUAUCUAUCUAUCAUUCUAUCUAUGCCUGUUCAUAUCUAUAUAUCAAUCUAUAUUUCUCUGUUCAUAUCUAUCUAUCUAUCUAUGCCUGUUAAUAUCUAUAUAUCAACCUAUAUUUCUCUGUUCAUAUCUAUCUAUCUAUCUAUCUAUCUAUCUAUCUAUCUAUCUAUCUAUCUAUCUAUUCCUGUUCAUAUCUAUCUAUCUAUCUAACUAUCUAUCUAUCUAUGCCUGUUCCUAUCUAUAUAUCAAUCUAGAUUUAUCUGCCCAUAUCUAUCUAUCUAUCUAUCUAUCUAUCUAUGUUCAUAUUUAUAUAUCAAGCUAUAUUUCUCUGUUCAUAUCUAUCUAUCUAUCUAUCUAUUCCUGUUCAUAUCUAUAUAUUAAUCUAUAUUUCUCUGUUCAUAUCUAUCUAUCUAUCUAUCUAUUCUAUCUAUCUAUCUAUCUAUGCCUGUUUAUAUCUAUAUAUCAAUUUAUAGUUCUCUGUUCAUAUCUAUCUAACUAUCUAUAUAUCUAUCUAUGCCUGUUCAUAUCUAUAUAUCAAUCUAUAUUUCUCUGUUCAUAUCUAUCUAUCUAUCUAUGCCUGUUCAUAUCUAUAUAUCAACCUAUAUGUCUCUGUUCAUAUCUAUCUAUCUAUCUAUCUAUCUAUCUAUCUAUCUAUCUAUCUAUCUAUCUAUCUAUCUAUUCCUGUUCCUAUCUAUCUAUCUAUCUAUCUAUCUAUCUAUCUAUCUAUCAUCUAUUCUGUGUUUAUCUGUAUAUCUAUCUAUCUAUCUAUCUAUUAUCUAUCUAUCUAUCUAUCUAUCUAUCUAUCUAUCUAUCUAUUCCUGUUCAUAUCUAUAUAUCAAUCUAUAUUUCUCUGUUCACAUCUAUCUAUCUAUUUAUCUAUCUAUUCCUCAAUCUAUCUAUCUAUCUAUCUAUUCCUGUUCAUAUCUAUAUGUCAAUCUAUAUUUCUGUGUUCUUAUCUAUCUAUCUCUGCCUGUUCAUAUCUAUAUAUCAAUCUAUAUUUCUCUGUUCAUAUCUAUCUAUCUAUCUAUCUAUCUAUCUAUCUAUCUAUCUAUCUAUCUAUCUAUUCCUGUUCAUAUCUAUCUAUCUAUAUUUCCUGUUCAUAUCUAUAUAUCAAUCUAUAUCUCUCUGUUCACUAGUAUCUAUCUAUCUAUCUAUCUAUCUAUCUAUCUAUCUAUCUAUGCCUGUUCAUAUCUAUAUAUCAAUCUAUAUUUCUCUGUUCAUAUCUAUCUAUAUAUCUAUUUAUCUAUCAAUCUAUUCCUGUUCAUAUCUAUAUAUCAAUCUAUAUUUCUCUGUUCAUAUCUAUCUAUCUAUGCCUGUUCAUAUCUAUAUAUCAACCUAUAUUUCUCUGUUCAUAUCUAUCUAUCUAUCUAUCUAUCUAUCUAUCUAUCUAUCUAUCUAUCUAUCUAUUCCUGUUCAUAUCUAUCUAUCUAUCUAUCUAUGCCUGAUCCUAUCUAUAUAUCAAUCUAGAUUUAUCUGCCCAUAUCUAUCUAUCUAUCUAUGUUCAUAUUUAUAUAUCAAGCUAUAUUUCUCUGUUCAUAUCUAUCUAUCUAUCUAUCUAUCUAUCUAUCUAUCUAUCUAUCUAUCUAUGCCUGUUCAUAUCUAUAUAUCAAUCUAUAUUUCUCUGUUCAUAUCUAUCUAUCUAUCCCUGUUCAUAUCUAUCUAUCUAUCUAUCUAUCUAUCUAUCUAUCUAUCUAUCUAUCUAUCUAUCUAUAUUCUAUUCCUGUUCAUAUCUGUAUAUCAAGCUGUAUUUCUCUGUUCAUAUCUAUCUAUCUAUCUAUCUAUCUAUCUAUCUAUCUAUCUAUCUAUCUAUCUAUCUAUCUAUCUAUCAAUUCCUGUUCAUAUCUAUAUAUCAAUCUAUAUUUCUCUGCUCACAUCUAUCUAUCUAUCUAUUCCUGUUCAUAUGUAUAUAUCAAUCUAUAUUUCUCUGUUCAUAUCUAUCUAUCUAUCUAUCUAUCUAUCUAUCUAUCUAUCUAUCUAUCUAUCUAUUUAUCUGUCAAUCUUUUCCUGUUCAUGUCUAUAUAUCAAUGUAUAUUUCUCUGUUCAUAUCUAUCUAUCUAUCUAUGCCUGUUCAUAUAUAUCUAUCUACCUAUCUAUCUAUGCCUGUUCCUAUCUAUAUAUCAAUCUAGAUUUCUCUGUUCAUAUCUAUCUAUCUAUCUAUCUAUCUAUCUAUCUAUCUAUCUAUCUAUUCCUGUUCACAUCUAUAUAUCAACCUAUAUUUCUCUGUUCAUAUCUAUCUAUCUAUCUAUCUAUCUAUUCCUGUUCACAUCUAUAUAUCAACGUAUAUUUCUCUGUUCAUAUCUAUCUAUCUAUCUAUCUAUCUAUCUAUCUAUCUAUUCCUGUUCAUAUCUAUAUAUCAAUGUAUAUUUCUCUGUUCAUAUCUAUCUAUCUAUCUAUGCUUGUUCAUAUCUAUAUAUCAAUCUAUAUUUCUCUGUUCAUAUCUAUCUAUCUAUGUAUCUAUCUAUGUAUCUAUCUGUCUAUGCCUGUUCAUAUCUAUAUAUCAACCUAUAUUUCUCUGUUCAUAUCUAUCUAUCUCUCUAUCUAUCUAUCUUUCUAUCUAUCUAUUCCUGUUCAUAUCUAUCUAUCUAUCUAUAUUUCUCUGUUCACAUCUAUCUAUUUAUCUAUGCCUGUUCAUAUCUAUAUAUCAAUCUAUAUUUUUCUGUUCAUAUCUAUCUAUCUAUCUAUCUAUCUAUCUAUCUAUCUAUCUAUCUAUCUAUUCCUGUUCAUAUCUAUCUAUCUAUCUAUCUAUCUAUCUAUCUAUCUAUCUGUCUGUGUAUGCCUGUUUCUAUCUAUAUAUCAAUCUAGAUUUCUCUGUUCAUCUCUAUCUAUCUAUCUAUGCCUGUUCAUAUCUAUACAUCAAUCUAUAUUUCUCUGUUCCUAUCUAUCUAUCUAUCUAUCUAUCUAUCUAUCUAUUCCUGUUCAUAUCUAUAUAUCAAUCUAG